Molecule: messenger RNA, 2325 nt
Organism: Sclerotinia sclerotiorum 1980 UF-70
Lineage: Eukaryota; Fungi; Ascomycota; Leotiomycetes; Helotiales; Sclerotiniaceae
Exons: 6
Coding region: 1-2325 (774 amino acids)
Biological process (GO): regulation of transcription by RNA polymerase II
Cellular component (GO): mediator complex
Molecular function (GO): transcription coregulator activity
Source: RefSeq, a predicted model, not a curated record
AUGGCUGCGCAGGCUGCCAUCGCAAACUGGCAGAAGUUACUGAAUAAUAGCCUUGCCUCGAGGCUCGAUUUUGAACCUUUCACAGAGCAAGAUGGAAACAUGCAGAACGGAGCCAAUAAUGACGCGAAUAAGGCUAAAAGGGUGAAGGAGGGGAAUAAGAGGUGGAAGAACUCAUAUUCUGCCGAGGAGAUGAUGCUCUACCGACUUGCGAAGACAGUUUCUACUGGUGCAAGGCCUAAGAAUGUUCAAGAAGCCGUUGAUUUAUUGGUGGUAUCAAUUCAAUGGAUGGAUAUGGUUGCUGUUGGGAUGAGGGGUGGAGCGCACGAAAUUUUGGACGUCGAGGCGCAUGUCGAGGAGAUUGGGAUGAUUCUGAAAGUUUUAGAAAAUGGGACGGGUAUCGAACUCGGAAAAGCUAUGGCUGGGUUUGUUCCUCUGCUACUUCAGAGCUCCCCGCAGAAUGCACAGCGGUUAGAUGCUUUUCGCACACAAACUCUAAUUACGAUUCUACCUGUCAACAAGAAAGAGCAAGCUGCCAAUGCUGAGAUAAACGACAUUUUAGAUUCCACAAUGGGGAUGAAUAUUGAUAACAUCGUGAUUGCUGAUUUGCCAGCUGUCAACUCCCGAGCUGGUCUCUACAUCUAUUUGAAUUCUCUCCAGUGUUUAUCUGACUCAGAACGUGUUGAAGGGUUGAUUUCCGAACUAGAAAAUAUGGAUGGAAAUGCUGGUGCAGUCAGCCAAGCAAUCGCAGAGGUUAUAAAACACAUGUGUGGAAAUAAGGAGACAAUGACCUUGAAGAGCUUGUGCAGUCAAUUGGCACGGAACCCAUCGUCUUUGGAUAUAAUGCUUCUUUUCAACAAGCCUACCUCGUUUUUGCAGCCGAUCUGCGAGCUGCUUGACAACUGGCGUUAUGACGAAGACCAGGGGGAAUAUCAACCUGUUUAUGAGGAGUUUGGAUCGAUAUUACUUCUUGUUAUAUCAUUUACACACCGUUACAAUCUUUCAACUGUUGAUUUGGGUAUCAAAAACCCGGCUGAGUCAUUCGUAGCAAAGCUACUUGUUCAGGGUCAUCUGAGUCGAGCUUUCGAUCCAUUAUCACAACAAGAUCAAAAUCAUUUGGAUGGAUGGAUUAGGGGGCUAUUUGAGCCAGAGGGUGGUGGACUUGGUGAUGAGUUAAUGUCCUCCUGUCCGCCACAAGAGUUCUACCUGUUGGUGCCAACUUUGUUUCACCAUAUUGUUCUUGCACUCAGCACAGAUACUCUUUCGGAAGAGGGUUUGAAAGGCGGCCUGGAAUUUAUGGUUGAACCAUUUCUACUCCCUUCGCUAAUUCCUGGCAUUACAUGGCUUUCGGCUCACUUGUGGGAGGCACGUCACCAGGCCACUUAUAUUCUUCAGAUCCUGUCAGCUCUGAUCAAAAAUCCUCCGUCCAUAUCGAACAAUAUGGAAGCGUCUCAUCUGCUCAACUCAAUCCUCAAAAUCGUAGCCAAAAAUCUGGAACAAAGUCUUCGAUGGCUCCAACGAGCUGAACCCCAACGCCAAGAUAUCGAACCAAUAUCGAAGGCAUUGGAGUCGAAUAUAGGUUGGGAACGUAGAGGUGCUAGUAAGCACAGCGAACUAGAAUCGUGGACAGCGACACCUGGAGGUGGAAUGAGUGCUAGUAUAAAACACACAAUUGCUAUUCUUGUUCAAUGGGGCCUUCAAUGGGCCCGUAAUCCUGGCAUGCAUAUUAUGCCGGCAUCUUAUACACAUCGACAGAUUCUUAGUGGAUUGAAAAUGCUCGGUGCAAAGCGGCUACUAAAUAUCAUUAUCGAUGAAGUGAAGGCACAGACUGAAGCUGGAAAUGGAAGCGUGGCACUUGACAUCGCUACUUCGUUAGUCUGCGCUCCAGAUCCUACGAGCUUUGACUCUGGCCGAGGGAUGGACAUUUUGAGUGGCAACACACCACAUCCGCUCCAGCGUCGGUUAACGUUAAAGGAGGCUUUGAAGGCAGAAGCAGAAAACAUGCCGAAAGUCCACAAGACUGAUACCUUUCAUGCGGAAACUGUGAUUAGAUUAUACAGAAGGGUGGAAGCACAAUCGGCUAUCCAACAACAAUUAUUACCACAUGAGGAUGGCCUAAAUGCUCUGAAUGAAGUUAUGGGAGAUGCUGUGAUGGGAGAUGCUGUGAUGGGAGAUGCUGGACUAGGGCCAGCCGAUCAAACAAAUCUAAAUAUCGAUGACAUGGGUGCUGGUGGUGAGGAGUUAAUGAUGAUGGGUGGAAGUGGCCAUGGCGGUGACUUGCUGGAUGCUUUUGGAGGGGAUGAUCUGGGGGAUGGAAUGGGAUUUUAG